AUGGAUGAUGCUCUUCCUCUGGAGAAUGUCAAAACGCUCAUCGAAGAUGAAACAGUAAAAGUCGAAGUCAUCGAAGAAAUCGAAAAUACCCCCCAAUAUGGCGAUGACGAAGUCGCCGUGAAGCUUGAAUAUGCGGAAGACCCUCCUCCGACGGCAGCUGUCGCCCCGACGCCAAAGAAAACUCGCCGCCUGCCAUCAAUCCUGCAGAAACGAGCGAAGAGACCUAAGAUUUCCAACGGAGCUCAAGCUGGUCGCACGUCAUCAACACUGAUGUCUGCAGCACAAUUCCAGUCGAAUUCGCCAUCAGCACAAGAUGUCAAUUUAGCGAGCCGCAUCCUGCCAAUGCCACGGCGGAAUGGAGUGCCAUCUGCGCUGGAUGGAAGUCCUCAGCAAAAGCGGAUUAUCUUGCCGAAACCUAGAGCAGCUAUUCAAGGAAUCGCCAUAGGAAAUCCAGUCAAGAUCAAAGUUAAUGGAGUUCGAAAAACAUCAACCGAUUCUGACAAGUCCGACAAAAUCGCGUCAACGGCUCUUCAUCCCCAGCUGAGCCAGCCCGUCAUAACCUCUCCGCCCGAGCUCGAAGUAAAAACUCCAGACCCGCGGGAAAAGAUGAGGCCAGGAGAAGACUCAAGCCUGAAAGUAACGGGGCUGAUGAAAAUCAGCGGAACGGACCACUGGAACUUCAAAUGGGAUCUCACCGGUAGAGAAUACUGCUCUCGCUGCAACAAAAUCCACAACGUCGAUGAGAAAGCAGUAGAUGAUGAUGAGGGAGGUUUUCAUAUUGGAAAUUCUGUCGCGAAGAGUCACAAAUGCGUUGUCGACACGUGUGGAAUCUGCGGAAUGGAAUUAACGGGCGAUUCAGAACAGCUACGUCUGCGACACAUUCUUCACUGUGAAAAGGAAGAAAUAGAAACUGUUCGGGGAAAAGCCCUCUACAUCGCGGACAAGGGAAAAGAGAGACGUCAAUGCCGGAUUUGCAAUGAAGACUUUUCCAACAUGAUGCCCUCCGUGGAAUAUAGUUAUUUCCGAAGACAUUGCGCUUCACAUGUCAUCCCGGAUCAUAUUGACGGUCAAAAGUUCUUUUACAGAUGCUUCUACUGCCCAGAAAGAUACAAGAGUAAGAUGACUUAUGUAAAUCAUCUUUUCUACCAUUACCAAAAUGGUGUCCACUGCGCAGACUGCCAUUUUCUAUCGCACGAAGAAGGAGAAAUGUUUCUACACAAAAUAUGCCAUGGGAGAGCCACGUGUCCUUCUUGUCAGGGAUAA
Oikopleura dioica is the source of this 1263-nucleotide messenger RNA. The record is from the annotation of a GenBank genome assembly. Lineage: Eukaryota; Metazoa; Chordata; Appendicularia; Copelata; Oikopleuridae.